UUAUCUGCAGAAACCCAUUAUAAAAGUCUUAGUGAAAGAUACAGUGAAACUUCUAGCGAGGACUUUUCUUCAAGUUUUAACAAAUUAGAGAAGAAAGAAUAUUUUGGUGAAUCUGAAUUUAAAGAGUCACAAUUAGUUAAGUCUUCAUCGAGUACGGUAUUUAGUAAAUCAUCGACAAAGAUAUUUAGCGAACACUCUUCAUAUUCAUCUAAGUCAUAUUUUGACAGCGAAGAUGACUUCUAGACCAAAUUCAGCAACAUUGAAACCAUCAACGCCUAAUCUAUUAGAAGACUCUUCAAUAACAUUCGAAGUGCUUCCUGAUGAAGAGGAAGUUCCAUGUAAAACUUAUUUGGUUAAAUGUCACACUGGAAACAAAUACUUCUCUGGUACUAGUGCAAAGGUCUCAAUUGUACUUCAUGGAAAUAUAUGCGCUUCAGAGAAAAUAGUGUUAGAAAAACCUGUUAGUGGAAAGAGUCCUUUCCAGACUGGUCACUUUGGAAUCAAUGCCGAUGUGUUUGAAAUAAGUACAAAAGAUGUUGGUUACUUGUGGAAAAUUGAUAUUGGACAUGAUAAUUCUGGUUUUUCUCCUUCGUGGUACUUAAUAAAAGUUGAAGUAGUAGAUGGUGAUAAAACGCACAAGUUUCUGUUUAAUAAUUGGCUUUAUUACAGCCGCACUUAUCAUUUACUACGUGUUGAACUUGAAACAGAAGAAAUCCCAAUUGUUGAAAUAAUCCCAAAACUGAGUGAAGGUGAUUUAACUGAACAUCAUACUCUAAAAUUUUACAAAAAUUUUGAAUCAGACAAUCCAAAACCACUCAUUGUUCGCAGAGGGUUAUCAUUUGAUGUUCUUGUACGGCUAGCUCGUGAAUAUGAAGCACAAAAAGACAGUUUUUAUUUUUCUCUGUCAACAGGAAGUAAUCCUCGUGAGGCAAAUAAAACCAAAGUUAUAGUGAAAGAGUUAGCUCCAAAAUAUUUAAGCCAAGCUAUAGAAGAAAAAAAAUGGUUUUACAUUAUUAAGAGCAAUGAUGAUCCAAAUAGUGUUCUUGUUCAAGUUUUUAUUCCAUCAAAUGCUUUAGUGGGUGAAUACCUUGUUGUGGUUGAAGGAGAGAGCGAUUCUUUUAAAUAUCCUACAGACAAAGUUUACAUUUUAUUUAACCCAUGGAAUGAAGAUGAUGAAGUUUUUAUGGAAUCUGAAGAAAAAAGAAAUGAGUAUAUAAUGCGACAAUUCGGCAUCAUAUACCAAGGAUGCUGGAAUUCUCCUGUGGAGAAAAAGUGGUAUUUUGGACAGUUUGAAGAAGUAAGUCUUAACACUGCAUUUUAUCUUUUGGAUAAUAUACCUGCUAAAGAUCGAAAUGCUGUUGGAAUAGCGCGAUGGAUUUCUUCAUUGGUAAGCAGUAAUGAUGAAAAUGGUAUUUUGGUUGGAAACUGGUCUGGUAAUUAUGAAGAUGGCACUGCUCCAUCACAUUGGAAUGGUUCACCUGCUAUUUUAAGAAAGUUUUAUAAAAGGGGCAUACCUGUAAAAUAUGGUCAAUGUUGGGUGUUCAGUGGUUUAAUUACAACAAUCUUGCGUACUCUUGGAAUUCCUUGUCGUCCAGUGACAAACUAUUUGUCUGCGCAUGAAUCAAAUGGAGAUUGUUUUCAUGAAAUUUAUUAUGAUGAAAAAGGAGGAAAAGAAUCAGGAGAAACAAUUUGGAAUUUUCAUGUAUGGAAUGAAGUGUGGAUGAAACGACUUGAUUUGUUUGAUUCAAAGUUUGAUGGAUGGCAGGCUAUUGAUGCAACUCCUCAAGAAGUUGACGGAGGUAUUAACCAGAUGGGUCCAGCACCUUUAGUUGCUAUCAAAGAAGGAGUUAUGGACAUCAAAUAUGAUGUACCUUUUGUUUUUUCUGAGGUAAAUGCUAACUCGGUUAAAUGGAAAAAAAAUGAAGAAGAAUCAUAUGAUGUUAUUAUGUACCAAACAGAUGCAGUUGGUAAACGAAUGAGUACAAAAGCAGUUGGAAUAGAUGAGCAAGAUGAUUCUGUUAUUAAUGAUUACAAGUAUGUGGAAGGAAGUAUACAUGAGAUAGCUGCUCUCAAAAAUGCUCUACAAAGUUCGGGCCAUGAAUACGCUCAAAAAAUAUACAGCUCCCGAAAUGCCAAAGUCUUUUUGAGUGUGUUGGGAAAUAAAGAAAAAUUUGAAAUGGGUGAUGAUAUUGUUUUGACUGUGCGCAUUAAAAAUACAAUGAACAAAGAAAUUGAGAUACCAAUAUUAUUAGCGGGAACUAUUAAGCGCUACAAUGGCUCAGUGAUCAGAGCCUUGUCAAAUCAGAACAUUCCAAAAGUUACUGUCAGGAAAAAAGAUGAAAAAGUUAUUAGAAUCAAAGUACCGGCUGCCGAUUACCUGAAAUGUGUUGUUGAUGAUGCUUCUCUAGUAUUUCUUGUCCAGGCUGAUGUCACUGUUAAAGAAAAAAAGUAUAUUAUAAUGGAAGAGGUAACUUUUGUCAUCACCAAACCUGACCUCGUGAUUACUGGUCUUCCAGAAGAACUUUACGUAGGACAGACUUACGAAGUAGUGAUUCCAUUUAACAAUAUUAUUGGUAGGAACCUUACUCGAUGCAAGUUAAUUUUAGAUGGCACCAUUGUUAAGAAAGGAUUCUCUGUAAAGUUACCUGAUUGUCCUGCAAAUGAAAAAACUGAUUUCCGAUUUCAGAUUACUCCUGAGGUGGUUGGAAAAAAGAAAUUUAACGUCACUUUUAAUUCUCUGCAACUUGGUGGACUUAGUGGAUCGCACAAAGCGAUUGUUUUGUAAUUUUUUUUCAUUUCCGAUUGUUUAUUGGUUGUUAUUUUGUUUAGCUUGUUAAUGUUGCUUAAUUACGUAAUGUCGUUAAUUUACGUAAUACCGUAAAAAGAUCUUAUUUUAUUUGUUUACGACAAUUUUUAAUGUUAUGUUUAAAUUUUGUAAGGUAACACGAAAAUUAACAUGAUGUUGACAACCAUAUGUAUUAUAUUUAAUUUUUCCGUUAAGAUUUUCGUUUUUACAACUGUGUCUAUA
Hydra vulgaris (swiftwater hydra) is the source of this 3028-nucleotide messenger RNA. RefSeq names its product hemocyte protein-glutamine gamma-glutamyltransferase. The record is from RefSeq and is a predicted model, not a curated record. Gene Ontology annotation, biological process: peptide cross-linking. Gene Ontology annotation, molecular function: protein binding; protein-glutamine gamma-glutamyltransferase activity. Lineage: Eukaryota; Metazoa; Cnidaria; Hydrozoa; Anthoathecata; Hydridae.